Messenger RNA from Rangifer tarandus platyrhynchus (Svalbard reindeer), 348 nucleotides. The record is from the annotation of a GenBank genome assembly. NCBI's taxonomy places the organism in Eukaryota, Metazoa, Chordata, Mammalia, Artiodactyla, Cervidae.
AUGUCCAGCAUCAACACGAUUAGUAAGCAGAAGAGCUUCAACUUAAAGCCAAGCCUGACUGACCCCAGAGUCUGUGUUCACUGCUGCUUCACAGCAUAUGACCACAGGUCUUGGGCCUACGAGGCCAUCCUGGGUGUUCUUGGAGAUAUCAUGCCAAGGAGCCACAUUCUACAUGCAUUCAGCUCCUGCCAAAUCUACAGGAUGCGCUGGGCCGAGAGAGAAGCGGAAAAGAAGAAAAGCUCGAAUGCAGGUGAGAAUCUCACCUUGCUGAGUGUAGAUUUUGUGUCUGUAAAUCCAAGCCAGCUCUUUCAUCUGGAGUUCCACCAGAGAAGCUGUGACCUGUACUGA